Oncorhynchus tshawytscha (Chinook salmon) is the source of this 407-nucleotide messenger RNA. RefSeq names its product cordon-bleu protein-like 1. The record is from RefSeq and is a predicted model, not a curated record. Bases 142 to 378 code for a protein of 78 amino acids. Gene Ontology annotation, molecular function: actin monomer binding. NCBI's taxonomy places the organism in Eukaryota, Metazoa, Chordata, Actinopteri, Salmoniformes, Salmonidae. The transcript is spliced from 2 exons.
GUCAUGCAGUGUAAGUCAUGUAUUAUAGUAACACUUUUAGUUGACUGUGGCAUCAGCUUCUCACAGGAUGUCAUCUCCUCUCCUUAUGUUGACAUUGUCCCUCUCUGUUAGGAGAUUCACCUGAGAUUCAGUCAAGGCUCCAUGGAGGAGUACCUGCUGGAGAGGGAGCAUGCUCUAGCAGUGGUUCUACCAGGAGGCCUGGAGAAAACGGCCCAGAUACAUGGGAGUAAACCUGUGAUGGACAUACUGGUCACACUCUGUGCCCUGAACCACCUGAAUCCAUCGGAGUUCACCAUAGAACUCCAGAAACCAAAUCUCCUUCAAUCCCAGCUCUCUGAUUGGAGCCAUGGAGCCUCACAGGAUCCUACUGAAACCUAAAGGGGGAGAGGAGAAGGAGGCUGUACGUG